This is a messenger RNA of Arthroderma uncinatum, 1674 nucleotides long. RefSeq lists its product as uncharacterized. The record is from RefSeq and is a predicted model, not a curated record. The transcript has a single exon. Gene Ontology annotation, molecular function: protein kinase activity; ATP binding. NCBI's taxonomy places the organism in Eukaryota, Fungi, Ascomycota, Eurotiomycetes, Onygenales, Arthrodermataceae. Bases 1 to 1674 code for a protein of 557 amino acids. Gene Ontology annotation, biological process: protein phosphorylation.
AUGCCCGGAUUUGAAACCACAGCGGCGGCUAUCAGUGUUGCCGAAGUCACUAUCAAAGUGCUGACAGUUGGAUACAGCUUUGUGAGCGAUGUGAGACACUACGGGGUAGAGGCAGCAACCCUCGGCCUCAAGUUCCAGCAACUUUCUCAUAGCUACGAUUCUCUGCAAAAGGUGCUUUUUGAAUCCGGGAAGUUUCCCUUCCUCCACGGAGAAAAGCUCUUCGACGUGUUGCCUGAAUACAGCCAGAAGCUCGUCGUCCAACUUCUCCGCGAGCUUUUGCGACUACUGUACGCCCACUUCGUCUUGGAGCAGAAGUAUGCCGCAUCUUCCCAGACUUCUGGGUCAAAUCCCGAGUUUGUAAAUCACUUUGGCCUAACCGUAGACGAAGAGAGGAUCCUUUUGCAAAGCACCAGCAUCGCUCCGGGAAACGAGCCCGAAGGCCAGAAAACAUUGCGCCUGGCAUAUUUCGUUCCAUUGGUCUGGGCGAUCCAGGGGAAGAGGAAGGCUGCACGGCUGAACAAGGAAUUCGAAGACUGGCUAAUGCGAACAAGAGCUGUUCUGGAAGAUACGUGGUGGCCAUUGCCUGCAUUCAACGUGCUGUCAAACUUGGACGCGGUGCAGUCAGACCCUGAUACUCGCGCCGCCGGUUUGGCCACAUCAACCGCACUUCGAAAGCUAUUGAUAGACCAGGCAAAGCUGCCGGAAGAUCUCAAGACAUCAUGGGAUUCUGUAAAGAACGUCAAAAUCCUUCCAUCUGGUAAAAUGAUCGGCGUCUUCAGCAACAGUUUCAUACUUGUUGAAACUCUCACUUUCUCGUUGGAUAUCGAUGGGAACCUACCAGAUAUCCUAGACGAGAGAUUUUCCAAAAUUGUAAGGCUUUUGAAUAGUCAAAGCGAUCCCGACUUCCGAGUGUUGCGCUGCCUCAAAUACUGCAACCAGAUAUCUGCAAGUUCAGGCCAGCUCCGCCUCAUUUCAUACAUUUCGGAUUCGGAUACAACACCAACAAUAAGAACACUUGCAGAUCUUUAUCGGAGCAUAAGGCCUGAUAAAAGGCCCUCACUGGGGCUUCGUUUCAGCAUGUGCCACCAACUCGCAGAAUCUCUCUUCCUGCUGCAUUCUGUAAACUGGGUCCACCGAGCUCUACGUAGUGAGAAUGUCCUCUUCGUCUUUCCGGACGAGAAUCUGGAUAGGGCAGCCCUACAAGGAGCAAAGAUCCGGAUUUGUGGCUUCGAAGCUUCAAGACCUUCAACUGAUAGCUCGCUAGGGCCCUACGACAAUCAGCUUAAGUGGAAUGUGUACAGACAUCCUAAGAGAUGGGGGACCCCACGCGAGACAUUUACCCGAAUUCAUGACAUUUACUCAGUUGGCGUGAUGAUGCUUGAAAUUGGCCUGUGGGAGAGUGCCGAAGAGAUGAUAUCCGGUCUGCGGCCUCACGGGAGAAUUCCAGAGAAUGUCACGCAGUUCCUCCUGAGGCACACGAAUGAAAGACUAAUACAUCGAUGCGGUGAUGUAUUUGCGGGUGCGGUUCGCAAGUGUCUGACGUUGAAUUUUGAGGACGGGGAUUGGAUGGAGCAGAAGGUGACUCCUCAAGAGUCAGACAGUCAGCAAGAAGUCCACGGCGCAUUUCUCGAGCACGUCGUCGAGCCUUUAAAGCUGCUAAAGGAAGUGGUGUAA